Messenger RNA from Gavialis gangeticus (Gharial), 1321 nucleotides. RefSeq names its product nyctalopin-like. Lineage: Eukaryota; Metazoa; Chordata; Crocodylia; Gavialidae. The transcript has a single exon. The record is from RefSeq and is a predicted model, not a curated record. Gene Ontology annotation, molecular function: protein binding. Bases 59 to 1321 code for a protein of 420 amino acids. Gene Ontology annotation, cellular component: plasma membrane.
UUCCUUCCCCGCCAACGGCAGAACAUUAUUAGACGCGGUGUUUGGUUUACGCCGGGACAUGCUCUUCCUUACAGUUUCCGUGCUCACUUACAUGGCUGAUAUCGUGCCGGCGUGGAACGGCUCUGCUGCGUGCCCUCGCGUCUGCAGAUGCUCAGCCCGGGAUACCGUACUCUGCGACAGAGCUGGCCUGAGAGCUCUCCCGGGAGAAAUAGCAACCUCCACCCGUGCUUUAAGCCUUUCAAGUAACUUUUUAAGGGUGCUCACCGCCGGUAUGUUCAGGAACCUGACUGCCCUUCGCAGCCUCUGGCUAGACGGCAAUAACCUGACCUUCCUGCACCCAGGGACCUUUAGCGCGCUGAGCAGCUUGCGGCAGCUGGACCUUCGCAGGAACUCAAGGCUGACGUCCCUGCACGCUAAUGCUUUCAGAGGACUCUUGAACCUCGCCAGCUUGGAUUUAUCCUUCUGCAACAUCUUUGAAAUCCACCCGCUGGUGUUUUCACACCUGCCCUCCUUGGAAGCGCUGGACCUCGGCUCCAAUAACAUGCGUUACAUCCCAGAAGCCUUCAGGAGCUUAUCCAGCAUCGCCAGGCUCAGUCUGGCAAGCAACCACAUCGAAGCCAUAGGCCGAGACUCCCUGAAGGACCUGAAAACCCUCUACGAAUUGAACCUCCGCAAGAACCCCAUAUGGAUCAUCCAAAGGGACGCGUUUACGGCGCUGAGCGGGCUGGGCGUGCUAAAUUUAGGACACAACCUUCUCUCUGAUUUGCCUAAUCAGCUUUUCAAAGGUUUGAUCCAGCUCAAGACGCUGCACCUGGAAGCCAACAGGAUCGCCAGGGUCGGCUGCUCCUUUAGCGGCCUGCGGAGCCUGCGGACGCUGUACCUCAACAACAACUGCAUCUCCCACAUCGCAGGCUCGGCUUUCUCCCACCUCAAGCAGCUGCAUUUCCUCCACUUGAGCAAGAACAACUUAAGUUACCUUCCCAGUCCCGUGUUUUCCGGGCAGGCGAAGCUGAGAUACGUCUUUCUGUCUCACAACCCCUGGCAUUGCGACUGCAAAAUGCUUUGGUUCCCGCAGUGGAGAGCGACGUACAAAGGGCGGAUGGAGGGGCUCCACUGCGCCUUUCCAGCCCUCCACAACGGGACCCUGCUGCACUUCACUGGUCACGAGAAAUUAACUGGUUGCCUGUCAUCACCGGGGCCGGCAGAAGAUAGCGUGUGUACGGACAGCAACGCCAGCACUGCUUCUCGCCCGUCGGCCGUUUCUGACGCCCUGCUGCCGGUCCUGCUCGCUUGGUGCCGAUGGCACUGGGUAAGGAUGUAG